Symbiodinium natans is the source of this 1551-nucleotide messenger RNA. The record is from the annotation of a GenBank genome assembly. NCBI's taxonomy places the organism in Eukaryota, Dinophyceae, Suessiales, Symbiodiniaceae.
AUGGGUGCACUCGCCUCGCAGCUUCGGGUCGCCUGCCCAUGCACGCUUCGUGACCGCCCCGAUGCCUUGGAGGGCGCCAGCAGUAGCAGCUCCGAGCUUCCCACAAGGCUUCGUGUUUGCGAGCUCUUCGCCGGCAUCGGGGGAUGGCGACACUGCGGCUGCACACGCCUGGCCUUACAGGCCAUGCUGCCCCAGGGCGUCUCUGCACGCUUUCAUCCCUACGACAGCGGCCCUCACUGCAGUGAGGUCUAUGCGCGCAACUUUGGUGAGCCAUGCUGCCGCCGAAACAUCGAGCAGCUGGCUGCCAAGGAUCUUGAGGACUUCGACGUUUGGCUCAUGUCUCCUCCUUGCCAGCCCUUCUCGACCACACGGGAGGCAAAGCAGAGAGAUCUUGGAGACAAGCGCUGCGCUGCACUGGAUCACCUUUGCAAGCUGCUGCCCCUGCUGCGAAAUCCGCCCCGGUGGAUUGCGCUGGAAAAUGUCAAAGGCUUCCAUGGCAGUGAGGCAUGCGCCAAGUGGCGCGCGGCGCUGGCGCAGGCGGGCUUCUCUGACCGCGAGAUCGUCUUGGAUUUGAGCAGUUUCGGAACUCCAAACCACCGCACCCGGUACUACCUCCUGGCCGAAAGGGGGAGCAGGAACCUUCAGCAAUCAGCCGCCGCGGUUCCGCGGCUGCAAGAGGCAAUGCCGCCAGGUGCGCUGGCACGAGGCCCCUGGGCACGGGACCGGCGCGCUGCGUUAGAGGCGGCGCACGCUGCGGCGCGAAAGACGCCCAGGCGGGAGGACAAAGAGGCAAUUUUCGGCGCUGCCCGCCGAGCUUUUGUCCAGGCGCUGGCGCUUUUGUCCACGCCCGACGUGGGCCGGGAUGUUUCGAGCCUGACCUUGGCAGGAACGGAGUCCUGGAAGCUCCUCCCACUGCCCAAGGACGACCCAGAGGCGCUUCUGGUGGUGUUUGACAUCGACGGCUCCGACAACACCGUUGCAACGCAGUUUCUGGAGGAGCUGCCAACGUUGGAUUCCAGCCAAGUGUCUUGGUCCUGCUGGCCGCCCCCAGACCGCGAGCAUGCCGCGUGGGCCGCGCGGCGCGUUGGAGACUUCCUCGAGACCCCCGACUCUGGGGAGCUCGCUGAGCUGCUUCUUCCCGAGUCCACAUUGUCGAGAUCCUUCGCUCCGGGGCUGAGCUACGUCCAUGCCAAGGACCUGCGCACUUUUUGCUUCACUGGCCACUAUGGCAAGGUUCUGCACAAGUCCAGCGGCUCACUUCUGCUGACCUCCGAGGCUCCGAUAGAUCGCUCCAGGCCUCAGGCCUCGGCCGGCUCCGUGCGGUUCUUCAGCCCAAAGGAGAUUCUCAAUUUUCUUGGCUUUCCGGCCUCUUUCUCGCUGCCUCCGGAAAUGGCACUGCGCCAUCGCUACAAGGUGGUGGGCAACUCGAUCGCGGUCACGGUGGCUUCGGAACUGUUGCGCCUGCUCCUGCUUGGUCAGGGCGCGGAGCGUCUUGCACAGCUGGAGCAGCCGCCGCCUACCAGGCCUGCGCCGGCAGCGCCUGACGCGUGA